GGCACCUGGAGAAUCGUGGCCACAAACGGUACUCACCCAGCGGUCGCCGCAGAGUACCCCUCCCUGCUCCCCCAGCUUCCCAUCCCAGGACGCCAUGUGCUGGGCCACCCUCACUGCCUCCUCUCUGUGUGACGCUGCCCGUCUCUGUCAGAGGACCAGGUGGCCGCCAGCCGCCAAACUUCCUCUCUCCCACCUGUUUUUUUGCUACACGGGGUGGGGACUUCUCCCAGACUCCCCUGGUGACGACGAUACUGGGCUGUUCUGGCCUCUGUGGGGAGGGCAUGGUUGUCAGGCGGCGAGCCCGAUGCAGACCAUGAUGGCAGCAGGUGUCAGUGCCAGCUCAGGCUUCUGCCCAUGUUUACUGAACCUCAGGAGUGCAGGAGGGGCAAGCGGGCAUCUGGGGCUCAGAAACAGCGAGUUCUGGGGCUGAAUCCAGCGCAGACCCCACUGCCUCUGCACCGAGGCCUGGCCCCUGUAUCAUCCGCACCGUGUGAAGCUGCCCGGCCUCUGGACCUGUGCCGCCCGAACUUCCUGCAAGAAGCUGAACUACUGCACUGAGCGCCCACUCCAAAUGGGCAUCCCCUGCUGCCUGCGGACAGAGCCCUGCGAGGCCCACCGGCAUGAAAACGGCACAGGGGCAGGGACUCCCCCCAGGCCCACCCAGCCCCCUGCUCUCUGAAAUGAAGGGAGGGGGCAGACGGAGUAAGCGGUGCCCUCUGCCCUGUCCUGUCCUGCCAGGGGUCCAUGGGCCGCCCACUUCCUCAGACCUGACUGCCAGCUUGCAUGGUGCAAGUUAGCCCAGGUCCAAGAACGUGAUGACGUCACAGACCCGGGGUUCCAGAAGGCUUGGGUGGCCCGGCACUCCCACCUCCAUAGAACACAGGAGCUGUUAGCUUAGUGCAGCUGCAGUGUUGUUGGGCAGGAAGAGGAGGCUUCUACCCCAACCGCCUUGCUGUGCAGACCCUCACAGGAAGCCCUGGGCCGCCUGGGACCUGGGGGCAGAGAGGGAUGGGAGAGAGUGAGAGAGGAGAGAGUGGAAAGAGCCAAGGGGUGAGCACUGCGUGAGCGAGGGAUGCGGCCUCCCCAGCUCCCCCAGGCUCUCAGCGGGACGUCUGUGAGCCGAGACCCAGAAGCCGCCAGCCGCACCUUCUCCCUCUGCGCAUGGCGGGGCCGCUACUCCUCUCCUGGGCCAGCUGCCUCCUGGUGGUGAACCAGGCCUUCAUCAUCCACCGCUGUGACCUGGCCAAGGUGCUGCACGAGCAGGAGCUGGAGGGCUUUGAGGGCUACUCCCUGAGCGACUGGCUGUGCCUGGCUUUUGUGGAAAGCAAGUUCAACACUUCAAAGGUGAACGAAAAUGCAGAUGGCAGCUCUGACUACGGCAUCUUCCAGAUCAACAGCCACUUCUGGUGCAAUGAUUAUCACAGCCACACAGAAAACUUUUGCCACGAGGACUGCCAAGACAUGCUGAGCCCCAACCUGCUCUCCUCCAUCAGCUGCGCAAAGAAGAUUGUGUCCGGGUCAAGGGGCAUGAAGUACUGGGUAGAAUGGAGGCUGCACUGCGCAGGCCGGCCACUCUCCUACUGGAUGACAGGAUGCCGCCUGGGAUGAAGCAGGGGGACCCACGGGGGAGCUGUCCCAGGACUCCGGUCCUCGCCUGGGGAUCCUUUACGUCUUCCCCUCUGGCCUCCACUUCAUAGUCUUCUCUUUCCUUCCAUUUACAAGAAACACUGCCCAGAGCCCCAGCAAUAAACGGUUGUCUCGGGCUUCCUCCGGGCUCCAUCCAGGCCCCGGUCCCCUGGUUCCUGUCUGUCAUUUGCAAACCAAGAGGACCGUGAUAAAGAGAUUUCUGUUUGUGGUUUAUUAAAACAUUUCUUGUGCA
Molecule: messenger RNA, 1879 nt
Organism: Oryctolagus cuniculus (rabbit)
Lineage: Eukaryota; Metazoa; Chordata; Mammalia; Lagomorpha; Leporidae
Source: RefSeq, a predicted model, not a curated record